AAUCAAAUCCAUUCAAAAGUGAUGGAAAACUUUAUUCUUCUUCAUACACAAACGCCUAUGAAGGUAUAGAUUCUUCAUAUGAUCCUAGACCAAGUGUUGAUAUUUUUGUGACAAACGGGCAG
Messenger RNA from Racocetra persica, 122 nucleotides. NCBI's taxonomy places the organism in Eukaryota, Fungi, Glomeromycota, Glomeromycetes, Diversisporales, Gigasporaceae. The record is from the annotation of a GenBank genome assembly.